Leptinotarsa decemlineata (Colorado potato beetle) is the source of this 2219-nucleotide messenger RNA. It is a transcript of the gene Nmdar2, whose product is annotated as glutamate ionotropic receptor NMDA type subunit 2. NCBI's taxonomy places the organism in Eukaryota, Metazoa, Arthropoda, Insecta, Coleoptera, Chrysomelidae. Gene Ontology annotation, biological process: monoatomic ion transport. Gene Ontology annotation, molecular function: ligand-gated monoatomic ion channel activity; signaling receptor activity. The record is from RefSeq and is a predicted model, not a curated record. Gene Ontology annotation, cellular component: membrane.
AUGGUUGUCACUUUCAACGCCGGAGGUAAUCCCCCGAGAGAUUUCCAACUCCGGAAUCUCAGUCGAAAGAUUCUGGACAAACUUGAUCCUAAGAUACACAAACCGAAUCGCAAUCAUGCAACAUCCCGCCAACCUGUCCAGCUCGUUGAUAUUCUCAUUUGUUGCAGGGUGGACAUGUCGCAGGCCCACAGGAACGGCAGCUACUACCAGUGCUGCUCGGGCUUUUGCAUCGAUUUGCUCCAGAAAUUCAGUGAGGAAUUGGGCUUCACGUACGAGCUCGUCAGGGUAGAAGACGGGAAAUGGGGUACCAACGAAAACGGCAAAUGGAAUGGCCUAAUUGCGGACCUUGUCAAUCGCAAGACUGAUAUGGUCCUGACUUCGCUCAUGAUCAACGCUGAGAGAGAGGCGGUGGUGGAUUUCAGUGUACCGUUUAUGGAAACGGGCAUAGCGAUUGUGGUAGCGAAACGAACCGGAAUUAUUUCCCCGACUGCAUUCCUGGAACCGUUCGACACAGCUUCCUGGAUGUUAGUGGGAAUAGUCGCUAUUCAAGCUGCCACAUUCACCAUAUUCCUUUUCGAAUGGCUGUCUCCCAGCGGUUUCAAUAUGAAGGUGUCGUUCAAUCAGAAUCCGUCGGCGUCGCACAGAUUCAGCUUAUUCCGGACGUAUUGGUUGGUUUGGGCCGUUCUGUUCCAAGCGGCCGUGCAUGUCGAUUCCCCUCGAGGAUUCACGGCCAGAUUUAUGACCAAUGUUUGGGCGAUGUUCGCCGUCGUCUUCCUCGCCAUUUACACUGCCAAUCUCGCCGCCUUCAUGAUCACCAGAGAGGAGUUUUUCGAAUUUUCAGGUGUCGACGAUCAUCGUUUAUGUCGUCCGACUUCGCACAAACCAACCAUCAAAUUCGGUACAAUACCCUGGUCGCAUACGGACUCAACACUAGCCAAAUACUUUAAAGAAAUGCACUCGUACAUGCGUCCGUACAAUAGAUCCACAGUUCUGCAAGGAGUAGCUGACGUCCUCAGCGGGGACAUGGACGCCUUCAUCUAUGAUGGGACCGUUUUAGACUACCUGACGUCACAGGACGAAGACUGUAGACUCCUCACGGUAGGAUCCUGGUAUGCUAUGACGGGGUAUGGUAUGGCCUUCCCAAGGAAUUCAAAAUACCUUAAGAUGUUCAACAAGAGGCUGCUAGACUUUCGGGAAAACGGUGACUUGGAGAGGCUUCGCCGAUACUGGAUGACCGGGGUGUGCAAGCCUGGAAAACAGGAGGUCAAAAGUUCAGAUCCCCUCGCUCUGGAGCAGUUCUUGUCCGCCUUCCUGCUUUUGAUGUCAGGAAUCCUACUGGCUGCUCUCCUGCUCUUCCUGGAAUACCUCUACUUCAAAUACGUGCGGAAACACCUCGCGAAAACCGACAGAGGAGGAUGUUGCGCUCUGAUAAGCCUCUCAAUGGGAAAGAGCCUCACCUUCCGCGGGGCAGUGUACGAAGCGCAGGAUAUACUCAAGAAUCAUCGAUGUAAGGACCCGAUUUGCGACACUCACCUCUGGAAAGUCAAGCGAGAGUUGGAUGUGGCACAGCUGAGAAUAAAACAGCUCGAGAAAGAGAUGGAGGUGCACGGUAUCAAACCUCCUCCUCCUUGUAAACGUAAUGGUAAGCGUCAUCGUCCUAGCACCUGCAACUGUCUCACAUCCUGUCUGGAUACUUCCGAAUCACCUGAUGUCAUCGUUUCCGGCGAACAAGCACGAGCUAGAUUACGAACGCUAAAUCCGGAUAGGGGUAGCGACGUUGAUUUAUUUGGUCGCCGAACGGAAAUAGCAGAAAUGGAAACUGUGCUGUGAUCGAAGUAAAAUUUGCACAAAUUAACAACACCAAGUACUGAGAACAACUUUUAUGAAAAACUCGCUCAGUAUAUCCGUAUAAUUUUGUAUUGCCUGAUAAUAAAAUGAACUCUUAUGAUUGUGGUGCAUUGUUGAUUAGUUUCAGUGACUACUCAAUACCAUUAUAGACUUCAUGAAAGGGGAAAAUUUCAAACAAAAGGUCUUUAUCAUCGGCAAAAUCCUGAACUGAGUCCAAAGCUCUUGACGUGGUAGUUUCAGAUAUUUCAGAAAUUCGAUUUAUUAAAAUUGGUGUGAAAUAUCAGUUUGACAUUGUGUAUGUUGAAACUCAGAAACUGGAAAGGUUCUCAAAUUCUCGAAAAGUUGACAUUGUUUGCCACAAAUAACAUGAA